UAUCAAGUGAAAGGCCACCAGAUUAUCCUUAAGAAAGAGUUACCUUCGGCAACCGGAAAGUUUUUUUUCUUUCUAAAAGAUUUCUCUGCUGUAAAUAUCCAUGAUGUUGCUUAUUCAGAUGCUUUUUCUUUUCCUUCUUGGACACAGUUGAUGGAGUUCACACAUAAGUCAUAUGAGGUGAAUUCUAGGGGAUUGGAAAUUUUCUCGACAAGUUGGCUUCCAGAGGCCUCCCAGCCCAAGGCAAUGGUGUUCUUUUGUCAUGGUUAUGGGGAUACUUGCACAUUUUUUGCUGAAGGAAUUGCCAGGAAAUUGGCAUCAUGUGGAUAUGGAGUUUUUGCAAUGGAUUACCCUGGAUUCGGCCUGUCCGAAGGUCUUCAUUGCUAUAUUGAUAGCUUUGACAGGCUUGUGGAUGAUGUGAUGGAGCAAUACACCAAAAUUAAAGAGAAUCUUGAUUUUCGGACUCUUCCAUGCUUCCUCUUCGGCCAGUCCAUGGGUGGAGCAGUGGCUCUGAAGUUGCAUCUAAAGCAACCUAACGCCUGGAGUGGUGCAUGUCUUGUUGCUCCUAUGUGCAAAAUAGCUGACAACAUGGUUCCACUCUGGAUACUGAAGCAAAUUCUGAUUGGUGUGGCUAAUAUUCUUCCAAAACAGAAGUUAGUCCCACAGAAGGAUUUGGCGGAGGCGGGAUUUAGAGACAUUAAGAAGAGAAAACUGGCUCGUUCCUAUAAUGUUAUUGCUUACAAGGACAAACCACGCUUGUGGACUGCUCUGGAGAUGUUGAGAAUCACCAACGAGAUGGAACAAAAAAUAUGGAAAAGGUCCAGUUUCCUUUCCCCUUUCGCUAUCCACGUUUCAAAAUGA
Messenger RNA from Hibiscus syriacus, 858 nucleotides. Its product is annotated as caffeoylshikimate esterase-like. Lineage: Eukaryota; Viridiplantae; Streptophyta; Magnoliopsida; Malvales; Malvaceae. Bases 151 to 858 code for a protein of 235 amino acids. Gene Ontology annotation, cellular component: membrane. The transcript has 5 exons. The record is from RefSeq and is a predicted model, not a curated record. Gene Ontology annotation, molecular function: lipase activity.